This is a messenger RNA of Momordica charantia (bitter melon), 1744 nucleotides long. RefSeq names its product putative aspartyl aminopeptidase. The record is from RefSeq and is a predicted model, not a curated record. Gene Ontology annotation, biological process: proteolysis. NCBI's taxonomy places the organism in Eukaryota, Viridiplantae, Streptophyta, Magnoliopsida, Cucurbitales, Cucurbitaceae. Gene Ontology annotation, molecular function: aminopeptidase activity; zinc ion binding.
UGCUCAAUUCGUUAGAACUUGAAAGCGCUGCAAACAAAAGCAGGCGCAGGCUGUGAAGCGAAGUGGAAGCUCGUUGCAUGAAGAAAUGGCUAAGGCAAAUGGUGAAAGCACUUCUGUAGUUUCUGAUUUCAUCGACUUCCUCAACGCUUCCCCAACUGCUUUCCACGCCGUCGAGGAGGCAAAGAAGCGCCUGGUAAGCGUGGGAUACGAACAAGUAUCUGAAACAGAGGAUUGGAAAUUGGAAGCCGGAAAGAAGUACUUCUUCACCAGAAAUCAUUCCACUAUUGUCGCCUUCGCGAUCGGUAAAAAUUACGUUGCUGGGAAUGCAUUUCAUAUUGUUGGUGCUCAUACUGAUAGCCCUUGUUUAAAAUUGAAGCCUAUAAGCAAGUCAAGAUACUUGAAUGUUGUGCAGAUUACGAAGGGUGGAUUUCUGGAAGUUGGCGUCCAAAUAUAUGGGGGUGGGCUGUGGCACACAUGGUUUGAUCGGGAUUUAACAAUUGCAGGAAGGGUGAUUAUAAAGGAAGAGAAAAAUGAUUCUGUUUCAUAUGUUCAUCGACUUGUUCGAAUUGAGGAGCCCAUUUUGAGAGUCCCCACACUAGCUAUUCACUUGGACAGGGACGCUGUUGCAUUUGCGGUGAACACAGAGACUCAACUUCUCCCAGUUUUGGCAACCACUAUUAAGGGGGAAUUGAAUAAAGUUGUUUCCAAGGAUGAUGCACAAAAUGACGGAGAGAUAGCAGAUCAGAAGUCAACUUCUACUAGCUCAAAGCAUCACUUGCUUCUAUUACAGCUACUUGCCGAUAAACUUGGCUGUGAACCAGAUGACAUAUUUGAUUUUGACUUGCAAGUAUGUGACGCUCAACCAAGUGUGGUUGGUGGUGCAAAGAAGGAAUUCAUUUUCUCUGGAAGGCUCGAUAAUUUAUGCAUGACGUUUUGUUCUUUGAAGGCACUGAUUGACAGUACAUCCUCCGAAAGUAGCCUUGAGAAUGAACCUGGUAUCAGAAUGGUGGCCUUAUUUGACAAUGAGGAGGUUGGAUCUGCUUCAGCUCAGGGAGCUGGGUCUCCAACAAUGCUUAAUGCUUUGUCACGAAUUACAAGUUCAUUCAGCUCAUAUCCUUCGCUGGUUGAGAAAGCUAUCCAGAAAAGUUUCCUGGUAUCUGCUGACAUGGCACAUGCAUUACACCCUAAUUAUAUGGAAAAGUAUGAAGAAAAUCAUCGACCCAAGUUCCACGGAGGACUGGUCAUCAAGGAUAAUGCAAAUCAAAAAUACGCUACUAAUGCAGUCACUUCCACCAUAUUUCGGGAGUUGGCUAUAAAUCAUAACCUUCCUGUCCAGGAUUUUGUGGUCCGCAAUGACAUGGCAUGUGGUACCACCAUUGGUCCCAUCCUUGCAAGUGGCAUCGGUAUACGAACAGUGGAUGUGGGAGCACCACAGCUAUCAAUGCACAGUAUUCGAGAAGUGUGUGGUGUAGAUGAUGUUGAUUACUCGUAUCAACAUUUCAAAGCUUAUUUCGAAGAGUUCUCUGCUCUUGAUACGAUCAAGGUUGAUAUAUAGAACCGUCGUCGUCAUCGUAGUCUCGAGAUGUAUCCAAUAAUCGAUGUUACAUCGGAAAUAAGGAGUAUGGAUUUAAACCCACCCUCCAUAGGUACACGUACCUAAUCAUUUGGACUUUGGACUAUGCUUAAAUUAUCUUAAAGUUAACAUAAAGUACUCAUCUAAGCCAUUUCUAUGGUUUUUUACUCG